AUUUUAGUUGUAACUUUGAUGUGGUUGCGGGAGGCGGCGAGUGCAACUGUUACCUACACCGCCAUCUUGCUUCUCCGAUAAAAUCCAUCUCCUGAUUAGAUUUCUGCUGCCUCUCUUGCUUGUCCCUCUACACGGAGCAAACAGAGUGAUGCUUUAAGGGCUACAUUAGAUCAUGUCAGAACUCUGCUCCAAACCCUCCAACAGCUUUCCAUCCCGCUUAUAUCAAAUCCAGAGUCCUCGCAUGGCCUGCAGGACCCCUCAUGAUAUAACCACCAUCUGUGUCCUUCGUCUGCUGCCACAGUCCCCCACGCAUAGUUUGUCAGUGACUUCACCCUUUUUUGGGAACACAAGAGCUUUUCCUGCUUCCUGGCUUUUAUAUGUGAUAUGCCUGUUUGGUCCUUCUGCCUGGAAAGCUCUUCCCCCAGAUCUUCACAUAGCUAGCUCCUUCUCACCAUCAAGCCUUCUGUUAUAUUCAGUUCAUUUUCUUGAGAGCAAAGCAGUACUGGUAGAAUUUGCUUAGUUGUUUUUGUACCCCCAGGUCUGUUGUGUUUAUCAUUAUGUACCUGUCACAUAGUAGGUGUUUAAUAAGCAUUUACUGAAUGAGUGAAGUGAUUCAGUUAUUCAUUACUUCCAGAGACUGUCCUCUUCACAAAGGGGGUGGAAGUAAGAUUCUCUCUCUGUUCUUCAGGUACAUUACCUGUGCUGAAUACACUCACUUCUAUGGUGGCAAGAAACCAGACAUCCCACAAUCAAAUUUUCGUCGUUUACCUUUUGACCACUGCAGCCUCUCUCUGCAGCCCUUCAACUAUCCAGUCUGCACCCCUGAAGGUGUCGUCUUUGAUUUGCUGAACAUUCUUCCUUGGCUUAAGAAGUAUGGGACCAACCCCAGCAAUGGCGAGAAACUGGAUGGGCGGUCCCUGAUCAAGUUGAACUUUGCAAAGAACAGCGAAGAGAAGUACCACUGCCCAGUGCUGUACACCGUGUUCACCAACAACACCCACAUCGUAGCCAUCAGGACCACUGGCAACGUCUAUGCCUAUGAGGCAGUGGAGCAGCUAAAUAUCAAGGCCAAGAACUUCCGAGACCUGCUGACUGAUGAGCCCUUCUCCCGGCAGGACAUCAUCACCCUUCAGGACCCUACUAAUUUGGACAAAUUCAACGUCUCCAACUUCUUUCAUGUUAAGAAUAACAUGAAAAUAACAGACCCAGAUGAAGAAAAGGCCAAACAGGACCCGUCUUAUUAUUUGAAAAAUACUAACGCUGAGACCCGAGAGACACUGCAGGAGCUCUACAAGGAAUUCAAAGGGGAUGAGGUCCUGGCAGCCACCAUGAAGGCCCCCGAGAAGAAGGUGGACAAGCUGAAUGCUGCCCACUAUUCCACUGGGAAGGUCAGCGCCUCCUUCACCUCCACCGCCAUGGUUCCGGAGACCGUACAUGAAGCAGCUGCCAUUGACGAGGACGUGCUGCGCUACCAGUUUGUGAAGAAAAAGGGCUACGUGCGGCUGCACACUAGCCGGGGCGACCUCAACCUGGAGCUGCACUGCGACAUGACACCAAAAACCUGUGAGAACUUCAUCAAGCUCUGCAAGAAGCAGUAUUAUGAUGGCACCAUCUUCCACAGAUCCAUCAGGAACUUUGUGAUCCAGGGGGGUGACCCCACUGGUACAGGCACAGGUGGCGAGUCGUACUGGGGAAAACCCUUCAAAGAUGAGUUUCGGCCCAACCUCUCGCACACGGGCCGGGGCAUCCUCAGCAUGGCCAACUCGGGGCCCAACACCAACAAGUCUCAGUUCUUUAUCACCUUCCGCUCCUGCGCUUACCUCGACAAGAAGCACACCAUCUUCGGGCGGGUUGUUGGGGGCUUUGACACACUAACAGCCAUGGAGAAUGUGGAGAGUGACCCCAAAACUGACCGCCCUAAGGAGGAGAUUCGCAUUGAAUCCACCACGGUGUUUGUGGACCCCUACGAGGAGGCUGAUGUCCAGAUUGCCGAGGAGCGGAAAAAGACACAGCUGGAGGAGGCAGCCCCAGAGAACACAGUGAAGAAAAGCCAGCCCAAGCCAGGGAGCCAGGGCCCCCCCACGUACCGCCAGGGGGUGGGCAAGUACAUCAACCCAGCAGCCACGAAACGUGUAGCAGAUGAGGAACCAUCAACCAGUGCAGCUGUCUCUGUGGCCAAGAAAAAGCCCAGCGGAGGUUUCAGGGACUUCAGCUCAUGGUAGUAGCAGCAGGCCUGCUGCUCUGGACCCAGGCUGUGCCAGCCCGGCUUCCAUUCUCCUGACCUGACUCUGCUACCUCAGCUUUCCUGAAGUGCCUCUGGAGAAACCUGGGGACAGCUGCCUCCUCCAGGACCUCAGCCUCCUCUAGCUCUGGGCUCUGCAAGGGUCACUGUUCCCUCACACCCUUUCUCAGUGCUUAUGGUCCUCAGGUCGGCACAGGCUUCCCCCCUUCUCGUUAAUGCUGAAAUUCUAACCCAGUUCCAUCCUUGGUUUUUGUUCUUUGCCCCCUCACCCAAAACCUCAAUUCUGACAGUCUCGACAACUCUUACUUCCAAAAUGUACCCUGGCAAUUCUUUCCCAGCUCUGACGCUGACCACCAGGCCCCACCCCGUUCUCUCUCACCUGCCUGGCUCUGGCCCUCUUGCGCAUCCGCUCGCUGGCCUGUUAUCUCGCUUCAGGCCAGACACUGCUGCCUAUACCCUGUCCCUCUGCAGUGUGACUGUCUAGCCCCUCCGUGCCUUUAGUCAGUGGUCCCUCACUUUUUCACAACCCCUUUACGCCACCCUCCAAGCUACAGACGUCUGAGAACUCACCUGUGUUUGCACCAGCACUGUCUCCGAGAACCUGGUUGACACGGGAGGAGAGGGCAGGCAGGGUGGGGGUGAAGACCCCGGGGGUGGGGUGGGUACAGCACACCAAGAACCCUGGGCUCCUGAGGCGUGGAGGCCUAGCCCUUCAGCAGUUCAGAAGGAGGAGGUGAGUGUGGCUUAGCCACAGCCCGGAAACUGCAGGGUUAGGCUUUUCUCAGGCCACACUUGCAGACCCCAAACAGGUGGUGAGCCUGGUGGCCAGCGCCCAGGGGCUACUUCUGCAUAUGACAGCGCAGGACCAGAACUGCCUACGGAAAGAAGACCCCUGUGUUCCUGGUGGGAGCUGCACGGCACCAGGGCCUUGUCCCUCAGCAUCAGAGGAGAGCACCUGAGCACAAGUGCUACUGAAAAGGAGACACUGGACAUGGAAGCUUUAUUUUUAAACCUCAGAGGACCAAGGGCUGGACACAGGGAGGCCGAGGGAGGCUUGUGCGCUCAAGCUUGGCGGUCCUGCUCCGAGGGGUGAACCCUUGGGCCAGCCCGGGCUGUGGCCCAUGGACCCGCCCCACAUGGGAGGACAAGCAAGGGUUUACAUUUUUGUAGGUGGUUUUGGAGCUUAAAUUGUACUUUUCCAGAAAUUAAAAGCACUUGGAUUUUUUAAGUACCUGGUAAAGUCAUCAGGUAAAUUAAAGGACUUCCGAAAAAU
Messenger RNA from Miniopterus natalensis, 3515 nucleotides. NCBI's taxonomy places the organism in Eukaryota, Metazoa, Chordata, Mammalia, Chiroptera, Miniopteridae. The record is from RefSeq and is a predicted model, not a curated record.